Molecule: messenger RNA, 1797 nt
Organism: Oryzias melastigma (Indian medaka)
Lineage: Eukaryota; Metazoa; Chordata; Actinopteri; Beloniformes; Adrianichthyidae
Gene: hars
Product: histidyl-tRNA synthetase
Exons: 13
Coding region: 100-1644 (514 amino acids)
Biological process (GO): mitochondrial translation; histidyl-tRNA aminoacylation
Cellular component (GO): mitochondrion; cytoplasm
Molecular function (GO): ATP binding; identical protein binding; histidine-tRNA ligase activity
Source: RefSeq, a predicted model, not a curated record
CUCGUUUCCGCUUCCGCCUUUCAUCAUCAGCUAACCUUACCGCGGCUCUAUUUGCUCGCGGCUCCAUUCGUUGUGUCUUAAGCAGCUGGAUGAGAGACUAUGGAGGACCGUGCACAGAUCCAGGAGCACAUUAAGACCCAGGGGGAGCUGGUCCGGAGGCUGAAGGCCGAGAAGGCGAGCAAGGAGCAGAUCGACGAGGAGGUUGCUAAGCUGCUGCAGCUGAAGGCUCAGCUUGGAGAAGAUGGAAAACACCAGUUUGUCCUCAAAACACCAAAGGGAACCCGGGACUACAACCCCAAACAGAUGGCCAUCAGAGAGAAGGUCUUCAACACCAUCAUCAGCUGCUUCAAACGCCACGGAGCAGAAACCAUAGACACGCCAGUUUUUGAGCUGAAGGAGACGCUGACGGGGAAGUACGGAGAAGACUCCAAGCUCAUCUACGACCUGAAGGAUCAGGGGGGGGAGCUGAUGUCCCUCAGAUAUGACCUCACAGUUCCCUUUGCACGAUACCUGGCCAUGAACAAGAUCACAAACAUCAAGCGCUAUCACAUCGCUAAGGUCUAUCGCCGUGACAACCCAGCCAUGACACGCGGCCGCUACAGAGAGUUUUACCAGUGUGACUUUGACAUCGCAGGUCAGUACGACGCCAUGAUCCCAGACGCAGAGUGUCUGAAGAUCGUGCACGAGAUCCUCAGUGAGCUGCAGCUCGGAGAGUUCUGCAUCAAGGUCAACGACAGACGGAUCCUGGACGGGAUGUUUGCUGUGUGUGGAGUUCCAGACGAGAAGUUCCGCACCAUCUGCUCCACGGUGGACAAACUGGAUAAGAUGUCCUGGGAAGACGUGAAGAAGGAGAUGGUGAAUGAGAAGGGCCUCUCGGAGGAAGCUGCAGAUCAAAUCGGGGAGUACGUGAGCAUGCAGGGUGGGAUGGACCUGGCAGAGCGCCUCCUGCAGGACCAGAAGAUGUGUCAGAGUAAGCAGGCCUGCGCGGGUCUGUCGGACAUCAAGCUGCUCUUCAGUUACCUGCAGCUCUUCCAGGUCACAGAUAAGGUGGUGUUCGACCUGAGUUUGGCCCGGGGUCUGGACUAUUACACCGGGAUCAUCUAUGAGGCCGUGCUGACUCAGGCCGGUGUGCCCCCCCCAGCCAACGACUCCCAGAACGGGGCCAGCUCAGAGGAAAGUGUGGGUGUGGGUAGCGUGGCGGGCGGCGGCCGGUACGACGGGCUGGUAGGCAUGUUUGACCCCAAAGGCAGGAAGGUGCCGUGCGUGGGGGUCAGCAUCGGCAUCGAGAGGAUCUUCUCCAUCAUGGAGCAGAAGGCAGAGGCCUCUGCAGAGAAGGUCCGAACCACAGAGGUCCAGGUCAUGGUGGCGUCGGCUCAGAAGAACCUGCUGGAGGAGAGGCUGCGGCUGGUCACGGAGCUGUGGAACGCCGGCAUCAAGGCCGAGGUCAUGUACAAGAAGAACCCAAAGCUGCUGAGCCAGCUGCAGCACUGCGAGGAGGCCGGCGUCCCGCUGGUGGCCAUCCUGGGAGAACAGGAGCUGAAGGACGGAGUGGUCAAACUGCGUGUGGUGUCAACCAGAGAGGAGGUGGACAUCUCCAGAGCCGAUCUCAUCGCUGAGAUCAAGAGGAGGACGUCUGAGGCCUAACUCCUCCCAGCUGUCCAUCUCCAGUCUUGUACAGCACCCCCCUCCCCCGCUGUGGUCCAGGAAGGACUUCAGGCUGUUGCUGCAGUCAAAACAGACACUUACCUGGUUCUGGAGUUUGCUGCACGUGUUCAUUAAAGCUCUCAUGUCCAAAGA